AUGGAAUAUUCAUGUGCUAGAUUUACUGAUUUACCUGAUGAAAUUCUUAUGAUUAUUGGUCAAAAACUGAACAAUUUUGACGUUCUUUACUGUUUAAAAGGUAUUAAUCAACGAAUAGAUAGUAUUGUUCAUGAUUCAACUUUUACAAGUCGUUUGAGUUUUGUCAAAUGGUCGAAAUGUAAUUUUAUCGAUCUAUUACAUUGUGAUAUGAUACUUAAUCGAUAUUGUUUACAAAUUUUACCUGAUAUUCAUGAUAAAAUUAAAUGGCUUGAUCUCGAAGCAUCAUCUAUGAAACAUAUUUUAUGUGCUACUGAUUAUCCUAAUUUAAAUAGUCUUGGUCUUUACAAUAUCGAUGAAGAGUCAAUUCGAUAUCUUUCUACGAAUUUUAAUGAUCCAUUACUACUUAAUUUUCGUUCUUCAACUCUUCUGCAAUUGAUUAUUAAUGUACAAUGUUUUGAUGAUUGUCUUUGUCUUCUUGAUGGUCGUUUUAUUCAUCUUCAUACACUCUGUGUCGAUUUGGCUAACAUUCAUUCUUCACAUGAAAUUCAAAAUCAAGGCGAUUUGCCAAAUCUAAAACGCUUUUCUAUCUCCUGCAAUUACAGAACAUGUGAUUAUAAUGAUAGAAUUCUUCCACUUUUACAUCGAAUGUUUAAUCUAGGAGAACUCAUUCUAUGUCUUACAGUCUGUCAAAAUAAAACAUUUAUUGAUGGAAACAAUUUGAAGAAAGAUAUUAUUAAUCAUAUGCCACGAUUAAGUCGAUUUUCAUUUUCUAUUGACUCGUUUAUGUUUCUCAACAAUCAAAUAAAUCUUCCAUCAACAGAAGAUAUUCAAUGUACAUUCAUUGACUUUUCAAAUAUUAAAGUUAUUUCCUGUGUUGAUUAUUUUCCAAAAGCAAAACAAGGCCGAUGUCUUAGUUAUUCUUAUCCAUCUCUAAUGCAAUAUUAUGGCAUUAUUACAAAUAAUUUUCCUGGUGGAUUAUUCAUUAAUGUUCGUAUAGUGUCAUUAGUUGAUGAACAUCCAUUUGAACAUGAAUUUUUUAAUGAAAUUCAAAAGUCAUUUCCAUUUAUGGAAAGAUUAUCUGUUAAAAAUGAUAAACCACAAAAUUUCAAACAAUUUUAUGGAUCAAUUAAUUUUAAUCGAAAUUUCUCUGUUAUUGAAUAUCCUUUUCUUAAUGAAUUGAUAAUUGUUAGUGUUCAUGAUGAUUAUAUAGAACAAUUUCUACUUCAUUCUAAAGCGUGUUUCCAAGAUAUUAUUCUUUCUAUCAAUUAUGAAUCUUUACAACGAAUAACACAUAAUUUCACAAGAGAUGAUACACGAAUUAAUUGUGCUAAAAUAAAUAAAUUAGUUUUAUAUGGUGAUAAAAAACAUUCGACUUGUUUACAAGAAUAUUUUCCUUGUGCAAAAAUUUGUUAUUGA
Messenger RNA from Rotaria sp. Silwood1, 1416 nucleotides. The record is from the annotation of a GenBank genome assembly. Lineage: Eukaryota; Metazoa; Rotifera; Eurotatoria; Philodinida; Philodinidae.